Molecule: messenger RNA, 1833 nt
Organism: Corylus avellana
Lineage: Eukaryota; Viridiplantae; Streptophyta; Magnoliopsida; Fagales; Betulaceae
Source: RefSeq, a predicted model, not a curated record
AGAAUUCCUAUCUUGCCGCGAACCAAAAUCCGAACCCAGCCCUGAGUCCCAACACUUCAGUGAGCGGAGAGAGUGGGAUGGCGACGGAGGGUGAGGUGGUGUGUGUCACCGGAGGCAGCGGCUGCAUUGGAUCCUGGCUCGUCCGUCUCCUUCUCGACACCGUCCAAAUCUCAAGGACGAGAGCGAAACGAAGCACCUAGAAGCUCUAGAAGGCGCUGAGACUCGCCUCCGUCUUUUCCAGAUCGAUCUCGUUGACUACGGCUCCAUCGUCUCCGCCCUCAAUGGCUGCGUAGUAGUCUUCCACCUCGCCUCUCCCAGCACCAUCGAGCAAGUCCAAGAUCCCGAGAAACAACUUCUGGACCCCGGCGAUCAAGGGAACUAUAAAUGUACUGACGGCGGCGAAGGAAGCUGGGGUGAGCCGUGUAGUGGUGACAUCAUCGAUGCUGGCCAUGACUACGAGCGCUAAUUGGCGAGACGACGUUGUCGAGGCUGAGGAUUACUGGACCGACAUUGAGGACUGCAAGAAGAAGGGAUUCUGGUAUCCGAUUUCUAAAACACUAGCAGAGAAAGCAGCUUGGGAUUUUCCCAAAGAGAAGGGUUUGGAUGUGGUGGUGGUGAACCCUGGGUUGGUGUUGGGCCCUGUUAUUCCUCCUAGAAUCAACGGAAGCAUGUUAUUGUUCGGUAGCCUUCUCCAGGGGCGCACUGAAGCACCUGAGGACCUUUUUAUGGGAUUUGUGCAUUUUAAAGAUGUAGCCCUAGCACAUAUCUUGGUGUAUGAGAACAAAUCAGCAACUGGAAGGCACUUGUGUGUUGAAUCUAUAUCGAAUUAUGGUGAUUUUGUAGCAAAGAUUGCUGAACUUUACCCCGAAUAGAAGGUGCCAAGGUUGCCUAAGGAUACCCAACCUAGGUUGUCGAAGGCGACGCUUGGAUCCAAGAGGCUUAGGGACUUGGGUUUACAAUUCAUUCCCGUGGAGCAAAUUAUCAAGGACGCUGUUGAGAGUCUAAAGAGCAGAGGAUUUAUUUCUUGACUAUCGUACGCCGCACCAUGUUAUCAUUCCAGCUCAAUUGGCAAGGCAGCUUAUAUUGGCAAAAAUAAACUAAAAUCCGAACCCAGCCCAGGGUAAAGAGUUCCACACUUCAGUGAUCGGAGAGAGUAACUGUGGGAUGGCGAAGGAGGGUGAGGUGGUGUGCGUCACCGGGGGCAGCGGCUGCAUUGGAUCGUGGCUCGUCCGUCUCCUUCUCGACCGUGGCUACACCGUCCACGCCACCGUCCAAGAUCUCAAGGACGAGAGUGAAACGAAGCAUCUAGAAGCCCUAGAAGGCGCUGAGACUCGCCUCCGUCUCUUCCAGAUCGAUCUCCUUGACUACGGCUCCAUCGUCUCCGCCGUCAAUGGAUGCGCUGGAGUCUUCCACGUCGCCUCUCCCCUCGUCCAUCAAGUCUCGGAUCCCCAGAAGCAACUUCUGGACCCGGCGAUCAAGGGAACUAUAAAUGUUCUGACGGCGGCGAAGGAAGCUGGGGUGAGCCGUGUAGUGGUGACGUCAUCGUUGAUGGCCAUUACUACGAGCUCUAAUUUGCCAGACGACAUUGUCGAGGCUGAGGAUUGCUGGACCGACAUUGAGGACUGCAAGAAGAAGGGAUUCUGGUAUCCUGUUUCUAAAACACUUGCUGAGAAAGCGGCUUGGGAUUUUUCCAAAGAGAAGGGUUUGGAUGUGGUGGUGGUGAACCCUGGGAUGGUGUUGGGUCCUGUUAUUCCUCCCAGACUCAACGCAAGCAUGUUAAUGUUCUGUAACCUUUUCCAGGGUAGUGCUCUAUUUGUGCAAUGUGGCUUUUAG